Molecule: messenger RNA, 5140 nt
Organism: Scylla paramamosain (green mud crab)
Lineage: Eukaryota; Metazoa; Arthropoda; Malacostraca; Decapoda; Portunidae
Exons: 12
Coding region: 1871-2845 (324 amino acids)
Source: RefSeq, a predicted model, not a curated record
GCUCAGUGUUGCAUCAGACACAGGGGAGGACGGACGUGCGCCGCUCCGUCUGCCCGCCACCACCAUCACCACCACCACCACUCCCCACGCGGUCAAGAACUUAAACAAGGUCACAGGGAAAAGAAACGCUGUGAAUGGGUCUCCUCGGACCAAUCACAGACUAAUAUUGACCUCGCAGUGACCAAUAAGAGAAGUGAGGCGAGGUCAUCAACAGGUGGUCACGGAGAAAGGUGACUGACCUCACCUGUGUGACCUCACUUGACCUGAUGUGAUGUGAAGAGACGAGAGAUGGAAAAGGAGAAAUAAAGACAAGGAGAGAGGAAGAAAGAGAGAGAAAGAGACAGAGAGAAGGAAUUUUAAACAGGAUCUAAUUGUCUUUCUACAAACCAGAGAAGCGGGAAGGAGAAAAUGGAGAGGAGGAGAUUCUGAUAACGCGGGAAGAUGAAGAACUAAGAGAGAGAGAGAGAGAGAGAGAGAGAGAGAGAGAGAGAGAGAGAGAGAGAGAGAGAGAGAGAGAGAGAGAGAGAGAGAGAGAGAGAGAGAGAGAACAGGUGAACAGAGAACAGAAAAAGAGAUGAGAUUGUGAACUGGGAGAACAAAAAGGAAGAACAGAAAACAAGAUUGUGAAGAAGUGAAGGAGAGAAAAAAAAGUGAAAUUGUGAAGAAGGGAAGGGAAGAACGGAAGAGAACAAGGGAAUAUAAAGAACACUAUUAAUUUUUAAGAGGCAGGAAUUUUAAAAGGAUCAGUAAUUUAAAAGGAUCUGGAAAUUUUAAAGGAUGAAGUUUAAAAGGAGAUCAAAUUUAAAGGGUAAAGUUUAAAAGGACAGGUAUUUUAAAGGAUCAGAAAUUUUAAAGUACAAACAUUUUUAAAAGGACUAAAUUUUUUAAGUAUCAAUUUUUUUUUUUUUUUUUUCAAUGGCCGGAUGUUUAAUAGGAACAAUAAACUAACAGGAAAUUUUUAAAGGCAUUUUUUUUAUUUAAGCAAACAUUUUAAAGGACAAAAUUUAAAAGGGCUCAUUUGUAAAGACGCCAUUUUUUAUGUAAUUUUUUUUAUAAGCAUACGAACAAGAACUAAAUAAAAGAUAAAAAAAAAGAAAAGAAAAACAAUAUAUAAGAUAAAAAAAAAAAAGUCACAAUAUUUAUUUGAAGAUAGAAAGGAAAAAAAAAUUACAUGAACGAAAUUGUGGUUUAUAUGAAAAGCACAAUAGAUUUUUAUUAAUUUAUUUUCAACAGAGCAAUGAAAUGUUUUGAGAAAAGUGAAGGAAAGAGGAAAAGUGAAUAUUGAAAAUAAAACUGGAGGAAAAAAAGUUGAAAAAAUAAUAAAAAGAAAUGAUAACUGAACACUACAGAUAAACAAAAGGAAUAAUGAUAAAAUAAAAGCUUAAAUAACACAGAAAAGGAACCAAGAAAUUGAAGACAAGAACGAUACAACAAACUUGAAAAAAAAACAGAAAAAUAUAGAAAAAAACACGAUAAUAGAAAAGAAAGAAAAAGAGAAAACAGAGAAAUAUAAAAAAAGAAAAGGAAAAAACUGGACAAACUUUGAUAAAAAAAAGAAAAGAAAAAAUCUUGAAAAUUUAUCAAAAAUAAUGAAACUAAACACAAGACAACUUAGAACAUAAAAGAAAAUAAAAAAAAAAUGAAACAUUAAACAACAUGAAAUACGUAAACAAACAGAUACAUGAUGAACAAUGAAUGAAAAAAAUAAAUACUUUAGAAAUAAUUAAUAAUGAAACUCUGAACUCGUGUGAAAAUCUAAUCUCUUUUCAAACUCCAUGACAGUAACACGAGCUGAAGAAAACGAGAACCACGAGAGGAAGACAACAGUGACACAGUAAACAAGGAGUCGAGGAAAGGACAUUGCGUCGCCAUGAAAUUCUCCCUCUUAUUCAUCUCCCUCCCUCUCUUCCUAGGUGAGGUGUGGGGCGUGUCCAUCGUUCGCCUCACAGUUCCCGAGGUGGUACGGGCUAAUUCGACAGAGGUGGUGCUUGACUGCGAUUACCAAGUGGACGAGUGGGAGCGACCUGGCCUGGUGGUGAAGUGGUACGUCGACAAGAUCCACCUGGUCUAUCAGUGGAUACCACCCCGCCACCCUCAGGCCCUGGGAGUGCUGGCCGGGAGGGUGGACACGACCUACCGCGCUUCUCACGACCCCCUCGCCGCCCACCGCGCCCUCCGCAUUCCACGCCCACACCCCGCCCUCUCCGGCCAGUACUCUUGCACCGUCAGUACUUUUGAAGACGAGGACACCCGCACCGCCCCGCUUCUGGUGUGGACGCCUCCCACGUACACGGAUCUCAAGUACUGGCGCCCUUCGGAACACCUGGUUAAUGUCACCUGUGCAGCGUCUGGAGCGGCACCCAGGCCUGAAUUCACCUUGUAUACGCGCGAUUCCAACGGUACCAGGCAGGACGUGGGCGUGAGGGGAACCAGUGGGCGGCAGGAGGACGGAGUGUGGUGGGCGGGGGCGUGGGGCCUCAUAGUGUGGGCGGACACUGAGCCUGGGUCUGUGGUGGGGUGUACAGUGACCCUGCCAGGAACACCCCACGAGGAGACACGGAAGAAGAUAUACCAUGCAGAUUUACCGAUCAUCACCACCACCACCACCACUACCACCACCACCACUACCACCACCACCACCACCACCACAGACAGUCACCCACGGCCCAGGUCCAACACGUCACAAGAAGGAAGCGACACCACCACCACCACCUUCUUUGAUUUUCCAAGCUUGUUCGGCUCAACCAGCACAGGGGGGGCGCCGCGCCUCGCCACCUGCUGGGCCUGUCCUGCACUGUUAUUCGUGGCGAUACAAGUGUGGAGCACAUCAAUGGUGACACUGUGAAGCCAGAGAGCCGCCAUGUUGCAACACCUCAACCCACAUCAAAACGGAAAGAGAGAGAGAGAGAGAGAGAGAGAGAGAGAGAGAGAGAGAGAGAGAGAGAGCGGGCGGGUGGGGGGACACAGGUGUAUAUCCUAACUGUAAGCACGACAAGUGAGAUGUGUGCGUGCGUGUGUGCGUGUGUGUGUGUGUGUGUGUGUGUGUGUGUGUGUGUGUGUAAUAUACCUGUGUUUUAAUGAAGGUUUAUUUCUUAACUCGAGAGCUUAAAUAAACUUCACUAACACCUAAUGCUGUGUGAUGGUAGACUUAAGAGAUACGAAUUUCAUAAGCUAUUCCUCCACCCUUUUUAUAACGCCCCUUGUGGUCACGUGACUAAUUGUAUUCAUCAGAUCAUUCACGCCUCAGUCAGGUAAACUUGUAGGUAUCACUUUCAUUACUCACUAUCAAAUCUUUGGUCACUGUAUAGUUUUCAGUAAUCAAUGGCUUUCUCAUGGUAUCUAUUCAUCUAUCUAUUUAUUUAUUAUCUAUCUAUCUAUCUAGUACUUUAAUCCCCCACUGUCGGAUAAAUACACCUUUACAACUCUUCUUUCCCUGAUGUCACUGCAGAAAAGUUCAUAUUGACCAAAAAAAGCGUUAAUUAGGUAAUGUGGCCAGACUCUUAGUUGUGAAAAGGGCACGUUGAGAAAGGUACAGUGUGGAGCAGGCUUUCCUAUAGUGAGGUGUUGUGGGGUGCAGGGAAAUGUGUUGUGAGGAGGUUUUAUAAUGUCUAGUAUUUUAAUGAUCUAUUUAUUUGUUUUUAUUGUUUUGUUUUUAUUUAUUUAUUUAUUUAGUCUUUUAUGGUCUCUUAAUUCAAAUCUAGGUAAUUGUUUUCUGAUUUUGGUAGAGAGAAGGGAAAUGUAUACAGUUCAUGGCGUAAUAUUAACGUUUUUUUUUUUCUUUCUGUUUUUUUUUUUUUUUUUAAUGUUGGAAGACUGUAUAUGUAAAUAGAAUUCACACCAUGAAUUUUAUAUUACAUACAUUUAUAUAUUUCCCUUUUAAGUAAUGAAAUACUCAAGAAACAAGUUUAUUACUAUUACUACUACCACUACUACUACCAUUACCACCACUACUACUACUAUUACUACUACUAUUACUACUACGACAAUAACAACAACCACUACUACUAUUACUAUUACUACUAUUAUUACUACUACUACUACUACUACUACCACCACCACUACUACCACUACUACUACAACUACUACCACUACAACAAAAACUACUAUUACUAGGUACUACCACAUUCACAGAAAACGGGAGUAGGACCAACAGGGUAAACUAUGGUAAACUAUUUUUCCCGGGGAGGAGGGGAGGGAAGGAGGGGCGGUGGUGGGGCGGACCAAUUCUUUCACCCCAGCACUUGUAUGUGGCCUUGGGAGGGGGGUGGGGGUGACUGGUGGGGUGAUUCUUUAUAUUAGACUCUUAGUAGAUGGGGUGAGACGUGGGGGGGGUGAAAAAUUUUGGCAACAAUCGUGUAUACUUUUAAUAUCCUGUGUGUGUGUGUGUGUGUGUGUGUGUGUGUGUGUGUGUGUGUGUGUGUGUGUCACCAGUUGUCUUAUUUAUAAAGUACUGUUCUUUAGUGUGUGUGUGUGUGUGUGUGUGUGUGUGUGAUAAACAAGUAAACAAAACAAGCAAACAAACUGAAUAUUCCAUUUUUUUAUCAGAAAUCAUGAAAAAGAAAAAAAAUAUUGACAUUAAUCUUUCAUAUCUUUUUUUUCUUCUUCUUACGUUUUCUUUCUUUUUUCACUUUAUUUUCUUACUCCCAACAGCUUUUUCUUUUUUUUCAUUUCUUUACUCAAAAAAAAUAAAAUCACACAAACCAAGAAAGAAAAUAACAUAAUUGUAUUUUCUUUGAAUUUUCACGUUCAUACUGAGAAAUACAAAUUUAAAAAAAAACGAAAAGAAAAAAAAACAGGAAUAUAUUAAAUGUUUCGCUAAAAGACUUGUGUGUGUGUGUGUGUGAGUGUGUGUGUGUGUACUAUAUUUAAUUCGAGGUGGUGGUGAUGGUGGUGGUGAUGGUGGUGAUGAUAGUGAUGGAAACAGUGAUAACGAUGAUGAUGAUGAUGAAGAUGAUGAUGAAGGAUAAACAAUGACCCCACUUAACCACAGUAACUACUUAACCACCACCACCACCACCACCACCGUAACAACCACCACCACCAUUAACUACUAUACACCACAUCAAUGAACAAUUUGUAACAUUAUUUUGUAAACUAUUGUUGUUUUUGACUGAUGAAUGUCAUAAUAUAUUUAUUAUAC